CCGCGUCCGUCGCUGUGUUAUAAGGAGUCUGCUUUGGCAUACGAUCCGAUUAUAAGCCCUUUACUGAAUACAUGUUGAUUGGUACUUCUUAGAUAUAGCCUGUACCUUCUGUACCCAUGCCAUGCCUACAUACUCACUCCCUGGCUUCUGAAUCGGAGCUCUCCUGUCUCAGGAUCACGAGGCCUUAGGGAGACGCCUUACUGCCCUUAGUGACGUCCCUACUUCUGUGCGAUCCGUUGCUGUAGCGUACUGGCAACACUAGUGCAGGAUCUAGGAGAUAUCUCUGUCAGAAGAGCUAGAGAUACAGUGACCCCCUCUGCGGUCUCAGACAAGGACAGCAGCCAGUAGCUAGGAGUGGCGGUCGCGCUCAGGUCACGUAUUUAGCGUGGUACAUCGGGGAUAGUGGGGCUGCUUGGACUAGGAGAUAGAGCGUGUGCGAGCAGCUAGCGCUUAUCUGCAACCUCCACACCAGGUCUCAGUUGGCAAAGUGGUUCUGCGAGAGCGUAUCCCCGUCUGGGUUGUUCUCAGUCGGAUGAUAGCCAGCCUUGGCAGAGUGGGGCUUAGUCACAAAGAUUCAGAUAACAUUACCGCCGUGCUUUGCUACAUGUUGUAGAGCUAGCAGUCGACUAGUCAGCAUAGUCAGCAUAGUCAGGAUAGUCGCUGUAGGGCCAAGGGUCAACCUCUUCUAGCUCACAGUUACAACACUGUGAAUUCGUCUUCUUCAACCGAUUGCGGAGGGUCCUAGUUGGUGGUGGGAUCGCCUCGCUGGUGACAAUUUCAGGCCAAGAAGUUUGAAUACUACAUUGUACGGAGUGUGGAGCAGUACUAAUACUGCAGCGUAGGAUGGAGCAAGCUCAGCAUGUCUGCAGGUCUUUCUUGCUGCUGACGACCAUGGUGGUGGUGGCACUGAUGCCGGAACUUAGUAGUAGUGCUGAUGUUCCAGAGACAACGGAGGAAACCAUCGGCAGGAUUUCCCAGACCGGCUUCCUUAGCCAGUGGCGGGUUCCUUUCCAGGCCAAAGUCGCGCUGAGCGAGAUCAACGAUCCGCCAGGACAAGAUUUCUCGCUGCACGACUUGGUGCGUACCGCUAACGACACCGAUGACGCCCAGUUGAACGCACUUGGUCUCAGUCGUGAGCAGCAGGCAUGGGCGAAGAACAACACAUUGCUCGUAGGACCAGUGGCUGACGGUGCAGUUCUUGGUUUGAGAGAAUGUCAUCGGAGAUUCAAGUACGAACGAUGGAAUUGCCCCAUACACAGAUCGGAGACCUUUCAGAAAGUCUUCAUGAUUGGUGGUCGCGAGGCUGCCUUCCUCUACGCAAUUCAGGCAGCGGGAAUAUCUCUGGCAGUGGCACGGACAUGCAGCAAAGGCAAAACGGGUGGAUCAUGUGGCUGUGAUAAAAUCUGGAAGCAGGGUGGUGGUUCAGACAUCAAACCCAAUGCAAGUUGGUCGUGGGGAGCUUGCAGCGACAACAUACACUUUGCACACACGCAAACGCUGAACCUACUGGCUGGCCCCAACGAGGAGAAUGGCGACAGAGCACAUCAACAAAUGAUGGAACGUCAUAAUUACAGAAUGGGUCUGGAGAUUGCCAAGGACAGGAUGCAGUUCCUGUGCAAAUGUCAUGGCCUGACAGGAAGCUGCGUACACAAGACCUGCUGGUUCUCCGUGUCCAAGAUUCAAAUCAUCGGUCGUGCACUCAUGAGACGGUACGGUAGAUCCAUAAAGGUGGCCCCGGAUAGCGCAAAGCAGAAGUUGGUACCGCAGGACACGGAGCGGAAAGUUGAUAUCAAGGAUUCGCUACACCUGCACCAGUCACCGUCCUACUGUGAUAGAGAUCCGGUGGUUGGUUCGCUGGGAACUGCUGGCCGAGAGUGCGGACAACGUCGCGUCAAGCAGAGCAUCUGUCCGACUCUGUGCUGCGAUCGCGGUUCAAUGCCGAGGCGUGCUGUGCUGCAUAAACAGUGCAACUGCAGGUUUGAGUGGUGCUGUAGGGUGAGAUGCGAUACGUGCGAAGAAGUGGAGGAAACCUACAAAUGCAAGAGAUGAUCCUGGUCAAUUAUCAACAAACUUGCCAUGAUGGAAGCCGAAGUAAUUUCCAUCAUACAUCCCCAGCAGUACAAAAAGAACAUUAUUCAAUAUCCGUAUAUGGAUCGUGGACCGUGAGAUAAGACUUGUGAAGCCUGUCUGUUCAAACAACCAUGCGUGACUGUCUGUUUACAUGCAUCAGAAGCUCCUGCGCUUGGAUUUGGUUGAACAAUUGAGUAUAAGUAGUGUAGUAUCGAAAGUAUCAAUUCCUAAGAUAAAUAUGUCACAGUAGCAGUAACCCGUACUUGUCCACAAUACCUUCUAUAUACUCUUUACAAACACAAUUUGAGAAUGUUUCAGGAGCCUCUCGCCAUUCUGUGCGCAACAUAAUUCAAUUCUAUCACCGCCAUUUUCCCUGCUCACCGCAUGUAUAAUGAUAUUAUUAUAAUUAUUAUCACGCCUUUUUUUUAAAGAACUUCAGAUCUUUGCCAGUUUUGUACAAACAUAAUGGCAUCACUCUAUAGUAUA
Messenger RNA from Sycon ciliatum, 2556 nucleotides. Its product is annotated as protein Wnt-7b-like. Gene Ontology annotation, biological process: cell fate commitment; neuron differentiation; canonical Wnt signaling pathway. Gene Ontology annotation, cellular component: extracellular region. The transcript is spliced from 5 exons. Bases 844 to 2049 code for a protein of 401 amino acids. Lineage: Eukaryota; Metazoa; Porifera; Calcarea; Leucosolenida; Sycettidae. Gene Ontology annotation, molecular function: frizzled binding; cytokine activity. The record is from RefSeq and is a predicted model, not a curated record.